AAAAGGAAGUAAUUGCGAAAAGUAGCAAUUAAUCUAAUAGUCUCAGAAAAACUUCAGGGAUACAUUACAGGAAAUUGCGCUAAGUAGCAAAUAAAGCUGACGAGUUAGGUGGACGUUAGAAGGCAUUUUCUCCGCAAUUUUGUAAGAUGGAAAAUCGCGCCUACGGCCGAAAAUACCCCGUGGUGGUUUUUGUGGCGAAACUAUUCAACGUGUUUCCCAUACAGUACGGAAAUAUCUACAGCAAGUACCUAAUUUGGGCGGCGGCAGUCUGCCAAAUAAUUCUCCUGACCACGACUUGUUUGACGAAUCUAGCAUGGAAAAGACAAGUGCUGAAGCACCAAAACAUCGAAAGAGCUACCGACGAUCUGGCUCAACUUUUGAUCUUAAUUUGUAACGUCCUGAAUAAUAUAACCAUUACGUUUUGCAAGCACGACGAAAUUCUAGCGUUUCUUCAAAGCAUUUCCUCGCAGGACAGAUGCAUUCAGUUCAGCAGCCAGAACAAGUGGUUCCCGUGGAUCAGCAAUGGAAUGCUCAUCUUUUGCUGCUCGAUCUUCCUAUUCGAAAUCUCGUACGGCAUGCAGAUGAUUACCGUGCACAAAUUAUUCAUCACUGGAAUGCUUGAACGGUUCAUACAAUUAUGUCAACUCAAUGCAGUGUUGCUGAUAAUCUCGAUGGUAAUCAACGAGAUCACCCAUCGCCUGGAGAACUUGAACCAGAUGCUGCUUGGGAUGAACGACUAUUUCACUAGAACAUCCCAAAACCAAGUGUUCUCAAUUAACGACGACGGCAGACCAUCAGAGAUCUUCGCCGAAGGCACAGAUAAUCCCAGCUUUUGCGCGUGCGAAAAACUGGUCACUUUGCGGAAAUGCCACAUCUUCUUGUGCAACAAAGUAGACGAAUGCAAUCAAAUAUUCGGAGUUAUCAUGUUCUUCCUGAUUUGGGUGAUCACGAUCACCUGGCUGGAUGCCAGUGUGAUGCUCAUCUCUAUCCAAGUAAUCGGCAAUUUCCAAAUCGAUGGUAUGCUGGACAUUAAAAGCAACAUGGGAUUCUUAAUAUUCAUGGGAUUGUUUGGGAUCGCUGGAUCAAUGGUCCAAGCAGUUAUCUUGGCCUGUACAGCAGAAAAACUGUCGGUUGAAACAAAGAAAACUUCCAUAAUCUGCUGCACUUUGCAAGCUGAUUUUUCCUCAGGCAGGAAAUUCAAUAACCAAACCUGCUACAUCCGAGAAUUGGGAGUACUGAAUCGGCAAAGUUUCCAGAGACAGCCCUGUAUAAAUGCCGCAGGAUUCUUCUCAGUCAAUCAUAAAAUCCUGAGCAGAAUUAUGGCGAAUGUCUGUUCGUAUCUGCUCAUUGUGAGCCAGUUUUUGAUCCAAAAAUACCGCGAUAAUAAAACACGCACCAAACAUGAAUAA
Molecule: messenger RNA, 1409 nt
Organism: Dendroctonus ponderosae (mountain pine beetle)
Lineage: Eukaryota; Metazoa; Arthropoda; Insecta; Coleoptera; Curculionidae
Exons: 6
Coding region: 147-1409 (420 amino acids)
Biological process (GO): sensory perception of taste
Cellular component (GO): membrane; axon; dendrite
Source: RefSeq, a predicted model, not a curated record